CGGAGAGAGAGGAUGGCGCACCGCGACCUCCUGGAACAAUGUCUCGUGGAUUUGCACCGGAUCGGCGUCGUCAAGUUUGGCAACUUCACUUUAAAGAGCGGCAUGCAGUCCCCCAUCUAUUUCGACCUGCGCAUGAUCAUCUCCUACCCGAAAAUCAUGGAGACGGUUGCCGAGCUCAUGUGGGCCAAACGACCAAACCCAGACUAUGACCUGGUUUGUGGAGUAGCCUACACGGGGCUACCCAUUGCAACCGUAAUUUCCACCAAACAGGAACUUCCAAUGCUGAUUCGACGCAAGGAGAGCAAAGGUUAUGGAACCAAGAAGCUGGUGGAAGGAAAUUACGAAGAAGGCCAGAGCUGCCUCAUGAUCGAGGACGUCAUUGUGUCUGGUAGUUCGGUGUAUGAGACCCUAGAGACCCUGAAGGAACUGAAGUUGAAAGUGGACGACGCCAUUGUUUUCCUCGACCGGGAACAAGGAGGAGCAGCGAACUUGACGUCCAUGGGGAUCAAUGUCAUCUCCGUCGUUACCAUGACCCAGAUGAUGGGAAUCCUCCUGAAACAUGGGUGCAUCAACCAAGCGACUUCAGAAUCGGUCUUGGAAUUCGUUGAGUCACACAAUGAUACGUCGAUCGUCACAAAGGAGAAAUCCUCCUGUAAAAAUGGAAUCGAUGUCAUGGACCGUAAGAAAAGAUCCUUUGAGUCACGAACCAGCGUCACCAACCACCCCUUGGCCAGAAAGCUCUUUGAGAUCAUGUCAACCAAGAAGACUAACUUGUGUCUCGCUGCCGAUGUCACCACCUCCAAGGAAUUGAUAUCCCUGGCAGAGAAGGUUGGUCCUCAUAUAUGCCUGCUCAAGACCCACAUAGACAUCCUGACAGACUUCAGCAAGGAAACGGUUGAGAGCUUAAAGGACCUCGCAGCAACGCACAACUUUAUGCUUUUUGAAGACAGGAAGUUUGGAGAUAUCGGCAGCACAGUGGCCAGUCAGUACUCGGGAGGCGCCUAUAACAUUGUUGAUUGGGCUGAGCUUGUUACAGUACAUGGCCUGCCUGGUGAUGGCAUUAUCAAAGGGUUAAUGUCCGCCAUAAAUGGUCGACCUCGGGGAUGUGUUCUUGUCUCUGAAAUGAGUUCAUCAGGAGCUCUCACAUCGCAGGAGUACGUCAAUGGCUGCUGCAAGAUGGCCGAGAACCACACCUACUUCGUGAUUGGCUUUGUGUCGCAGAGCAACGUAAGCAGCGACCCACGCUUCAUCCUCCUUACACCUGGGGUACAACUUGACAAGUCUGUUGAUGGGCUCGGACAACAGUACGUGACUCCACGAGCGGCAGUCCUGGAGCGAGGGGCAGACAUCAUCAUCGUGGGCCGAGGCAUCAGAGAGGCAGAGGACCCAGAAGCAGCGGCAAUAAAGUACAAAGAGGAGGCUUUUUCCGCUUACUUGGAGCGCAUUGAGGCCCAGUAAAGAGCUAUGGGGAGAAUCUCACGCUGGAGUUUUUCUGAGGACAUGCCUACUGUGCUUUGGGGGUCCGAAGUAAUAGCAAUAGCAGGGUCACAGAUUUAAUAAUAGAUGAAAAUGUUUUUUUUUGUUAUAGAAAAAGAGAUAACUAUUUAUAUAUGAGCAUUCUAGAGAGGAUUUUACUCACUUUUUUGUGUAUAUAUAGCAUUGCUGUUAUAUUUUAGGGAAUUUUCUUUUCCUUGACAUAUGAAGAAACAAAUGAAGAUCAUACAGUUGUAUCAUCUACUGUAUUAUGAAUUCUUUGCUGUAUCCAUACAUUUUGGAAUAUUUUAAUGCAAGUUAUGGUCACUUGUUAAUUUCAUGUAACGAAGUUUGUAACAUUCCAUAGGUAAUUAUGUAAUAUUGUAUUUGUUUUUUUUUUGUUUUGAGGUCCUACAUUGUUGGCAUUUAUGCAUUACGAAACAGAAAUAUGGUGAAAUAACAAUUUCAGGUGAAGUAAAUAAUAUGUAAAAUAUAAUAAAUAAACUAAUUUCUCAGAACUACAAGUAAU
Penaeus monodon (black tiger shrimp) is the source of this 2002-nucleotide messenger RNA. RefSeq names its product uridine 5'-monophosphate synthase-like (gene r-l). The record is from RefSeq and is a predicted model, not a curated record. Gene Ontology annotation, molecular function: orotidine-5'-phosphate decarboxylase activity; orotate phosphoribosyltransferase activity. NCBI's taxonomy places the organism in Eukaryota, Metazoa, Arthropoda, Malacostraca, Decapoda, Penaeidae. Gene Ontology annotation, biological process: 'de novo' pyrimidine nucleobase biosynthetic process; 'de novo' UMP biosynthetic process.